This is a messenger RNA of Oncorhynchus gorbuscha (pink salmon), 3127 nucleotides long. Its product is annotated as zinc finger protein 697-like. Gene Ontology annotation, molecular function: DNA-binding transcription factor activity; RNA polymerase II cis-regulatory region sequence-specific DNA binding. The transcript is spliced from 3 exons. The record is from RefSeq and is a predicted model, not a curated record. Gene Ontology annotation, biological process: regulation of transcription by RNA polymerase II. The coding region runs from base 237 to 1784 and encodes 515 amino acids. Lineage: Eukaryota; Metazoa; Chordata; Actinopteri; Salmoniformes; Salmonidae.
CAUUUGGAUGCGAUCCGCCAACCAAAUUCCAAAGGCUAAACGGAAGUAAAUAUGGCCAAGAAAAAUUUUCACUUUUGCGUUUGUCAUUUAGACAUUUUAAUAACCAUAGAAUUCAAAAUAUGACGAAUUUAACUGCACAGCACUAAAUACUUACCCCAGAUAAUAUUUAAUUCGCGUUGGAGACAGGAUUUGGAUAGAUGUUAACGUUGUCUAGUAAGUAACGCUAGCUUCUAACAAUGGCAACGGGUUUUCACACUCAAAUAGCCUCCGUCAUGGAGGUGCUAGCAAAUACAGCCGUGGCAGAGAUCUGUAAACUCGUAGACGACGACUAUGCAGUGUUUCGUUUGGAAAUAACUCAAAGCCAGAAAGAAAACAGGGCAUGGCAGAGGAAACUUCAGCUACUCGAACUGAAGGUGGCACGGGAGCGCGCAGAGAGGACAAUGCGAGAGCGCGUUCUCGCCAGUCGUCCCAGUAGUGUCAAGACCCUCGACCAAUACAGAGGAAUGGCAAGAGGUGAAGGACAUCUCACUGGAGGCCACAGGAGCUUUGUGAAGCCAGCGGGACACAAUACAUGGAGAGAUGACCAACCAAUCACUGUUGAUGAGGGGAGCGGAACCUCAACCCAGCACGUUAUCGUGAUAGAGUCUGAAGAUGCAAGUCCUGGGGUCAAGCUGGAGAGGUCUGAUGGAGAGGAGGACCCACUGCACAGCAGAGACACCCAGACUGGAGUGGCUGGAGUAGCCCCCCCUGUAGCCACGGAGGACACCAUCACUGCCCCAGAGCUGCCCAGGCCCCGACAUAGCAUCACGGAGGUCAGUGGAACGCUGAACGCCGUCCUCAAGUCAGAGACCGAUACAGAGACUUUAAUGGGGCGACUGGGCUGUCCACCUGCUCCCCGCUCAGAGUAUUUACUUUAUGGUAACCCCAGCUCGAGGAUGGAUCUGUCCCAUCAGGACUCAGGUGACACGUUUCAGACUGGCAAUGAUCCGUCCUGUUCAUACGCUACAGAGAUGAUACCUGGUGACAUGCCUGUGGGCUUAGAUACACAGACUAAUCCAAUGAGAGGAGACUGGAACCAGUACAGUAGCAGUGUAUACUCUGAAGGGUGCCUAGAUAAGAAAGGAGAGGGUCUGGUCGUAGAUGAGAUGACUUUGAAAGUGGAGAGUGACGCUCCUCUGACAUGGAAUGAAGACCAGACUCAUUUAGGAGAAGGACAGUCGCAGGGCAACACUAGUGACUUCUUAGACUACAGGGAAAGCUUAGAGACAAAUCUUAAUGUCGCGACCCACUCACCUUUACACGCACUCAGGGAUCACGACCCAGUGUCCACAUCGAUGGUACCAUCUGAUUCACAUGGCAGCGUCCUUUUCGAUCAGGUAUUGAACUCAAAGGUCCAAAGGGCCAAGGCUCAGGGAGGGGGAGCAACAACAGACGGUAAAGAGAAACGGUUCCUCUGCAUGUUCUGUAACAAAGGCUUUAGCUGCCCCCAGAAGGUGGAGAUCCACCAGAGGGUCCACACAGGGGUGAAACCCUUCAAUUGUACGCAGUGUCACAUGCGCUUUGCCCAGGCCUGCAACCUGAAGAGGCACCAGAGGGUCCACACAGGGGAGAAACCCUACAGCUGCCCCCAGUGUGAGAAGAGGUUCUCCCACCAGCACCAUCUGAAGAUGCAUCUGAAUGUUCACACGGGAGAGAGGCCAUUUGCCUGUACACACUGCGGGAAGAGGUUCUCAGAGAGGAGCUACCUCAGGAUACACCAGCAGAAAAACCAUUCCACUCUAUAACAUAGAAAGUAACCAUUCCACUCAAUAGCUUCUGACAUUUAGAUCAAACCCUGCAUUAAAUACAAAGAUGAAUUCUCAGUGUUGUCAGCAGAAAAGAUCCACAGAUGCCUUUGGAAUAACAAGAGUAACAGAUUUCAGUGUUGAAUAUUCCUGGGUAGAUAUUGCAUCCAGAUAUUGUGUGAUAUAUAAGCCUAAAAGGUCUGUUACAUAUUGUGUUUGUAUUGUGUAGGUUAAAUUAUGUUCACCAAUGUCUAUUUCUUUGCUUCCAUUCAACUACUUACACUGAACAAAAAUAUGAAGGCAACAAUUUCAAAGAUUUUACUGAGUUACAGGUCAUAUACCAAAAUAUGUCAAUUUUUUAAUAAAUAAAUACAUUUGGCCCUAUGGAUUUCACAUGACUGGGCAGGGGUGCAGCCAUGGAUGGGCCUGAGAGGGCAUAGGCCCACCCACUGGUGAGCCAGGCCCAGGUAGAAUCAGAAUGAGAUUUUCCUCCACAAAAGGGCUUUAUUGCAGACAGAAACACUCAUCAGUUUCAUCAGCUUUCCAGUUGGCUGUUCUCAGACUAUCCUUCAUGUGAAGAAGCCAGAUGCGGAGGUCCUGGGCUGGCAAUGUUUAAAUGUGGUUUGUGGUUGUGAGGCCAGUUGGACAUACUGCUAAAUUCUCUAAAACAAUGUUGGAGGUGGCUUAUGGUAGAGAAAUGAACAUUAAAUUAUCUGGCAACAGCUCUGGUGAACAUUUCUGCAGUCAGCAUGCCAAUCGCACUCUCCCUGAAAAAUGUAGACAUCUGUGGCGGUGUGACAAAACAGUACAUUUUAGAGUGGCCUUUUAGUGUACCCAACACAAGGUGCACCUUUGUAAUGAUCAUUCUGUUUAAUCAGAUUCUUAAUAUGCCACACCUGUCCGGUGGAUGGAUUAUCUUGGCAAAGGAGAAAUGCUCACUAACAGGGAUGUAAACAAAUUUGCACAACAUUGGACAAAUAAGCUUUUGGUGCGUAUGGACAAUUUCUGGGAUCUUUUAUUUCAGCUUAUGAAACAUGGGACCAACACAUUGCAAUUUUCAUAUGGUGUAUUUAAAAUGUUUUUUUAAUAAACACAAAAUGGGACUUGUAAGACUUUGAAUGAGGCUCUCUUUAGCAGUGGUGGUACCCAAGGUCAUACUGUAGUAAAAGUAAAGAUACCUUAAUAGAAAAUUAAUCAAGUGAAAGUCGCCCACUAAAAUACUACUUGAGUAAAAGUCUAAAAGUAUUUGGUUUUAAAUAUACUUUAAGUAUCUUACAAUCAAAGCAUGUGUUUUGUGAGUCCACCAGGUAUGUUUUCUUGUUAAGUGUGUGAAUUAGGCAAUU